CAUGUGUUGAUAUGUACGCAUGUUUCCGAAAUGCAUGGGACCCGUGCUGGCAGUAUUUUAGCAGGAAACAUAUGUUUUCAGCUGACAGGGCUGGAGAUAGGGGCGACUGAGCGGAGCUGAACAGCUGCACAAAGGAAACACAAAGGAAGUGUGUUGUUGCUCUGCCAGUGAGGCUCAUUUGGGGGGUAAAAGCGCUGGACAGCAGGGGGUUUUAUUUCUGUGAGGCAGGGAUAGCUUUCGAGGGGACCCAUUCUCUUAAAGCUAACUGAAGACGACUUGACAAGCCAUGACGAGAACACUUGAACUAGUUGUGUUCCUGUGUGCUCUCUGCUGCUGCCUAGCGGAAAAUGUUGAGUUGCUCCGCACUAAGAGAGGGACUCGUUUUUACAGAGGUGAGCCUGACAGGCGGCCAGCAAGACGGACGCUUGUGAUUAUUCAUGUCCAGAAGUCUACAUCUUCCUUUGACACCUCCUUACAUUGUGUGGAUAGUGAAACGUCAGCAGUGCGUAGUUUUGGUGACACUUGGCUGCGAUGGAGGGGACAGCGUGUGGAGUAUUGCCGUUGUGCAUUAAGAGGACAACAGCGUUGUCACAUUGUGCCCGUCAUCAACUGCUACGUGUCUCAGUGCUACAACGGAGGAACCUGUAAGGAGGCAGUUUACACUUCUGACUACAUUUGCCAGUGUCCCCCAGGCUUCAGUGGGACUCAGUGUGAGAUAAACAGCAAUGAGAAGUGCGUUUUGGGGCAGGGUGAAGGGUACCGCGGCACAUGGAGCAUUAGCCAUUCAGCGACAGAGUGCAUCAACUGGAACUCCACGUCUCUGAGAGGAAAGAAGUUCACAGCCAGGAAGCCCGACGCCAGCCUUCUCGGACUGGGCAACCACAACUUCUGCAGAAACCCCGACAAUGACAGCACUCCUUGGUGUUACGUCUAUAAAGGCACUCAGAUUGUGUGGGAGUUCUGUUCCAUGCCCAGAUGUCCAAAAGAUAGGAACCAACAAUGUGUGCUGGGCUCGGGUCAGUCAUACAGAGGCACAGCAUCUGUCACUAAGAGCGGCUCUCGCUGUCUGCCCUGGGACGCUCCUUCUAUUAAACGCAAACUCUACAAUGCCUGGAGAUCUGAUGCACUGGAGCAGGGGCUGGGCAGCCACAGCUUCUGCAGGAAUCCAGACGGUGAUGCAGGUCCAUGGUGUCACACCUACAAGAACAUGCAGCUGACCUGGGAGCUGUGUGACAUACCUAAAUGCUCAAGACGUCCAUCAAUCAUCAGCACUCUCGGUCCACGUGCCCCCACCACUAACAACAAUAACAGAGCAACAUGUGGGCAGCGCUUGGACAACACCUUGAACCGCCCGUCGUUCCGCAUGUUUGGGGGCAGAGAGAGCGACAUCACGGAGCAGCCGUGGCAGGCGGCCAUUAACGUUUACCAGGCCCGCCACAGAAAACACUUUCACAGAUGUGGAGGUGUCCUCAUUGACUCCUGUUGGGUUCUGUCUGCUGCACACUGCUUUGAGGACAAUGAUAAGGCUGAAAAAUUGGAAGUGAUCUUGGGAAGAACAUUUCGGAAACAGAAUUCCAGCAGCGAGCAGAUUUUCAAGGUUGAGAAGUACUGGAAUCACGAGAAAUUUGACAACGAAACGUUUGACAAUGACAUUGCUCUCUUGAAGCUAAAGACGGACAUUGGCAUCUGUGCUGUAAACUCUCCAGAAGUUCUCCCUGCGUGUCUGCCGGCCCGCGGGCUUGUGCUGCCCGACUGGACCGAGUGUGAGAUCUCAGGCUAUGGAAAAGACUCAGAGUUUUCUGCAGAGUUCUCUGAGCGUGUGAAGAGAGGUUACGUUCGCCUGUGGCCCAAAGAGCGCUGUGUCCCAGAUGUGUUGUCUCAACGCACAAUUACCCCCAACAUGCUGUGUGCAGGCGACACCCGGGGCCUGGAUGAUGCAUGCAAGGGAGACUCUGGUGGCCCGCUCGUCUGUCGGAACAACGACAAGAUGACCCUGAUGGGUGUGAUCAGUUGGGGCGAUGGGUGUGGGCAGAAGGAUAAACCCGGGGUCUACACCCGCGUCACCCAUUACAUCGACUGGAUUAACAGUAUAAUUAAGGCAAACCCAGUCUAAAGUAAGAGAGACUGCAAAGAAGAUUUUAAUAGAUGACCGUACCCACAAACACAGUGGGUAGAACAGCAAAAGCAGAUAUGUUUAUCAUUGAGAAGAUAGACAGAGAGAUAAACAGGACUCUCACUCUGUUGUUUAUCUAAAUGCAAACUAAUUGAGGUUCUAAACAAGCGGGACCACAAGAACUCACAAGAAAGACCUCAAUCACAGUUUUCAUGUUCAAAGUAGCUCUGUGUUUCAUGUUUUUCUGUUCCUAACUGUGUUAACUGUGACAGUACAAAUGGACAAAAACACAGGACAAACUCUUUUUGCUCUUCUGGGUCAUUUCGAGUUAAAUAAUACUUGUUGUCUCUUCAUGUAAUCAGAGUUAAUGUGUUUCUGAAUAUUUCCUCCAACAAAAUGGAGGUUGAGGUGAAAAAGGGAAUGUCAGUACAUCCCUCUCUUUGUGCCAUUGUAUGCAAAUAAGUCAGAGCGGUAGACUUCAGGUCAGAAGUGCUUUUAAUCCAAAAGAAUACUCCACUUAACCCAAUACAUUUACUUUGCUCAGCGCAGUUAGUCACAUAGGAAGGAAGGCUUUAAACCAAUAUUGUAUUUGAGGUUAUGCUGGCGUUAUAUGUUUUGAUGUCAAUGCAAGUUCUGCAUCAGUUUACUUUGGGGCUUUAGGGGAUCCACACCGAAACACAAAAUGUAUCUGCUGGCUCAGAUUCUGCUUGUUUUCACAGUUUGAACUCCUGUUAGCCUUUUAAAUGGAUUACAUUUGGGACAGGUGGAAACAAACAGAUACUCUUUUACAAAAACCUGUGCCAUGUUCAUUGUUCUCACUACGUGUUUUAAAAUCAGAUUCCCAGAGCACUUCUCCAACAGACACCUGGGUUGAGCCCAGCAUGUACAUAGCCUAACAUGUAUAUUGUCUGAAUAUUGAUUUUGUAUUGUUCUGUUCUCUGUUAAACUGCUUAUUGACUGCAAAACAUAAUCCAUUUGUUCUGUGACUGGGUUUUAAAUGUUUUUUUACUAAGUUAAUAUUUAUGUGUGUUUUAUAUUGUAUUAGAGAAAGUCAUUUUUUGCUGUGUGUAGUUUGGUAAUUUAUUGUCUCUGUCAUUAUAUCCACAUCUGGCAACAUACUCCUUUGUUAAUAAAUAAUAUUUGGAAUACAUCUUUA
Trematomus bernacchii (emerald rockcod) is the source of this 3269-nucleotide messenger RNA. RefSeq names its product plasminogen activator, tissue (gene plat). The transcript has 15 exons. Gene Ontology annotation, biological process: smooth muscle cell migration; plasminogen activation. Lineage: Eukaryota; Metazoa; Chordata; Actinopteri; Perciformes; Nototheniidae. Gene Ontology annotation, molecular function: serine-type endopeptidase activity. The record is from RefSeq and is a predicted model, not a curated record. Bases 287 to 2113 code for a protein of 608 amino acids.